This is a messenger RNA of Miscanthus lutarioriparius, 705 nucleotides long. The record is from the annotation of a GenBank genome assembly. NCBI's taxonomy places the organism in Eukaryota, Viridiplantae, Streptophyta, Magnoliopsida, Poales, Poaceae.
AUGCAGCCUGGAGGAGGCAACGGCAAUGGCAGCAGCUUCCGCUACGGGCGAGGCCAACCCUACCGCCCGCCGUUGCCGCCUGAACAACAGAUGACACCGCAAGAGAGGGAAGUGGUUCUGAUGGCUGCCGGCCGCCUCGCCGCGGAGUACCUGGUGAACAGAGGCGAUCUGCCGCCGAACGUGCUGGAGAACCGCCCGCCGGCUCCGAUCCCGUUGCUCGGAGUCGGAGGAGGCCAGCCCGCGUUCGGGUCGCAGUACCACCAGCAGCCGCCGGUACCCCGGACGUACCACUUCCAAGGACGCCCGCCCGCGCCGCAGCACCGUCAGCCUCAGCCAUGGCCCAACCCGUUCCACUUCCACCAAGGGCAACAACGCCCACCCGCGCCGCAGCGCCGGUUCCCGGGCCCCCGCCCGUUCCAAGGAGGCCGCGGCCCGUUCCCGAAGCGGCCACGCCAGCGCCCGUUCCCGUACGGCCCGCCUGGGCCGGCUCCUCCCCAGACGCGGUACGCCGGCCAGGCCGCGGCACCCGUCGUGUCCGCGAGUAAAAAUAAGCAAGACGACGACGACAACAAGCACAGCGCGCCGGCUGGAGAGGCGGGCGACUCUCAGCCGACGGCGCAGCCGGAAGUUCCGGCCAGCGGCUCGCAGCAGACGAACGAGCCAAGCAGCGGUUCCCUUGGCGCCAACGCUAGCGAAUCAAGCUAG